Messenger RNA from Phycomyces blakesleeanus NRRL 1555(-), 850 nucleotides. RefSeq lists its product as hypothetical. The transcript has 6 exons. Lineage: Eukaryota; Fungi; Mucoromycota; Mucoromycetes; Mucorales; Phycomycetaceae. Gene Ontology annotation, molecular function: S-adenosylmethionine-dependent methyltransferase activity. The coding region runs from base 29 to 610 and encodes 193 amino acids. The record is from RefSeq and is a predicted model, not a curated record. Gene Ontology annotation, biological process: phosphatidylcholine biosynthetic process.
CUUUCUCUCAUAUACAUUUUUUUUUACUAUGGAUAAACUCAUUGAUCUCACCCAGCCCAGUCUUUAUCUUUCGAUUGCAACCAUCUUCUUUAACCCAAUUUUCUGGAAUACUGUCGCCAGAGCAGAAUAUCACAAACGCGUAUUGACAAAGCUUGCUGGAGGGAACCCUUAUUAUGGCUGUUACGCACUCGCAGUAACUAUCUUUUCGCUCGGUAUCAUCCGAGAUUAUGUUUAUAACACAGCUCUCGCAAGCCAGCCCACUCACCCUAUUCUCGAGACCACUUUGGCUCAGGGAUUUGCUGUUGUAUUUUUCACAGUCGGUAGUAUCCUUGUCGUUACUUCUAUGUGGGCUCUCGGUGUUACUGGAACCUAUCUCGGUGAUUACUUUGGUAUUCUUAUGAGCGAGCGUGUCACUGGAUUCCCAUUCAAUGUCUGUGAGAACCCUAUGUAUGUCGGCUCUACUCUUAACUUCUUGGCCACCGCAUUAUGGCAUGCCAGCCCUGCCGGUAUCAUUUUGACUCUUUUGGUCUAUGUUGUUUACCUUGUUGCUCUUGAGUUUGAAGGACCUUUCACCACUAUGAUCUAUGCUAACAAAGACAAAAAACAGUAAAUUAAACGUCAAAAGGACAUAAUCAUAUAUUAUUUUUCCCAUUGACAUUUCGCAUAAAAGUUAUUUCUUGCCAUUAUAAUUAUUUAUCUGUUUUCCUUGUAUUUCUUUUUAAAACUUCAAAAAGUCACCAAAAUAAUCCCCAAAAUACAGUCUAUUUAUCACAUUUUUUUUAUUAUAUCCCAGAAGUUUGUGUCCGCGCAAAUAUAAUAAAAAGACCCUCAUGUGUAUGUUGUAAAAUUU